This is a messenger RNA of Neocloeon triangulifer, 1729 nucleotides long. RefSeq names its product phenylalanine--tRNA ligase, mitochondrial (gene PheRS-m). Gene Ontology annotation, cellular component: cytoplasm; mitochondrion. Gene Ontology annotation, molecular function: tRNA binding; ATP binding; phenylalanine-tRNA ligase activity. Lineage: Eukaryota; Metazoa; Arthropoda; Insecta; Ephemeroptera; Baetidae. Gene Ontology annotation, biological process: phenylalanyl-tRNA aminoacylation. The record is from RefSeq and is a predicted model, not a curated record. The transcript has 7 exons. Bases 124 to 1422 code for a protein of 432 amino acids.
UGCUGUGACUGGCUGCUGACCGGCAACCCUGCUCAACUUUUUUUAACAUUUUUAAGGCAGGCGUCAGUCGCCUGGGGCCUAACGGGUUAAUUCCACCCCUCGAAAUUCCAAUCAGCUUCAAAAAUGCUGGAAUUGUGUUUGGUCAGAUGCUCCAGAGUUCCGAAAGGACUCGCAGGGCAAUUCCGAGCAUUCACCGUCGCUGUCGAUCAACAAGAAAGCAUCGAAGUUUGCGGCAGAAAGUUUGCGCGCGACCAAUGGACCAACGCCACCCCGAAAAUUCUGUCGCACGUCGGUCGCAACCUCCACCUGCAGGAGAAGCACCCUCUUGGCCUGCUGAAGACUAGAAUCGUGAACCACUUUUACUCGCAGUACAUUAGCCGCACGGGGAAUCCAAUUUUCUCCGUUUUUGAUCGGCUAAGUCCAGUUGUAACUGUGGAACAGAAUUUCGACAGCCUUCUGGUGCCGAAGGACCACAUCAGUCGGUCGAAGAGCGACUGCUACUACCUGGACGCGGGACACUUGCUCAGGGGACACACGACUGCUCACCAGGCCGACCUCAUCAAAUCGGGACUUGAUGCUUACCUGACUGUCGGAGACGUUUAUCGAAGGGACGAGAUCGACUCCAGCCACUACCCUGUUUUCCACCAGUUGGACGCAGCCAGACUUUACUCAAAACAUGAAAUUUACAAGCAAGAAGAUCUGAGAGGAAUUCGCUUGUUUGAAAACGGAGAGGAAACACCAGAAAAGCAGGAUGUGCACACUUUGGACACAGCCCUAUUCUUACAAAAUGACCUCAAAGUUUGCCUCGAAAGACUGGCCAGAAAUUUAUUUGGCGAAGAGGUUGAUAUGCGGUGGGUCGAUUCCUUUUUUCCCUUCACACAUCCUUCCUUUGAGCUGGAAGUUCACCACAACGGGAAGUGGAUAGAGCUCUUGGGUUGCGGAGUGACAAAACAGGAAAUUUUGGCCAACUGUGGAAUCACCGACAAAGUUGGGUGGGCUUUUGGUUUGGGGCUCGAGCGUCUGGCCAUGUGCCUUUAUCAAAUUCCAGACAUCCGACUGUUUUGGAGCAAAGACUCUGGCUUUGUGAACCAGUUUCGAAACGCUACUCCUACCUCAAAAGUUAUUUAUAAAACAGUAAGCGUGUACCCUCAGUGUACAAACGAUGUGAGCUUUUGGCUCCCAGAGGAGACUGAAUUUUCACCUAAUGACUUCUACGACCUCGUAAGAGAUGUUGGAGGUGAUAUUAUUGAGCAGGUGACCCUGGUCGAUGAAUUCACAAACCCUAAGACGAAGAGAACAAGCCAUUGUUACAGGAUCAUCUACAGACACAUGGAGAAGACCCUGACAAAGACUGAGGUUAACGAGAUUCACGAGGAAAUCAAGAGUUUAGCCACCCAGAAUUUGGGAAUCACACUACGUUAAAAGUUUGAGGACUUACGGUAAUGUUCUGCUGAAGUGAAGAACGUCAAGCCCAAUAAAGCAACAUUUUCGAUGAAGUUUAGUAAACAAGUAAGCCCGGCCAGCCAGAGGAUAUCUCCGUGCAGCACUUUCCAGAAGUACUCUACAUACAUCCAUACGACAAGGAACCUGGUGGGCGCGUGAAGUGCGAUAAAAAACAUCCAGACAUAUUUUUGUGGACUUUCAUUGCCAAUAGCGGCAGAUAUGGAUGGUAGCCAAUUUGAAACCUAUGCAAAUAAAUAAAAAUAUUAUUAGAUUUUUAAUCGAGCAA